UGCCCAUUUCGCCUCCGUUCGGCUCGGCUCGGCUCGGCUCGGCUCGGUUCGGCUCGGCUCCGUCCCGUCCCGUCCCGGUUUGGUUCGGCCCGGCCAUGGGCUGGCCCGUGCUGCUGACCGCGGCCGCGCUCCUGGCCCUCGCCGCCGCCUGGCAGCCCUCGGCCGAAGAGGAGCAGCUGUUCAAGGCCUGGAUGCUGCAGAACGAGCGGCGGUACGGCCCGGAGGAGUACCCGCGCAGGCUGCGCAUCUUCCUGGCCAACAAGCGGCGCAUCGAGGAGCACAACGCCGGCAACCACAGCUUCCAGAUGGGCCUCAACCAGUUCUCGGAUCUGACCUUCGCGGAGUUUAAAAAGCUCUACCUGUGGAGUGAGCCGCAGAACUGCUCAGCCACCAAGGGGAACUUCCUGCGCAGCUCCGGGCCCUACCCCGACUCUAUCGACUGGAGGAAGAAGGGGAAUUUCGUGACGCCUGUGAAAAACCAGGGUGCCUGCGGGAGCUGCUGGACCUUUUCCACCACGGGCUGUUUGGAGUCUGCUAUUGCCAUUGCCACGGGAAAGCUGCUCUCCCUGGCUGAGCAGCAGUUGGUUGAUUGCGCCCAGGCCUUCAACAACCACGGCUGCAGUGGGGGCCUGCCCAGCCAAGCCUUCGAGUACAUCCUGUACAACAAGGGGCUCAUGGGGGAGGACACGUACCCGUACCGGGCCAAGAAUGGCACCUGCAAGUUCCAGCCCGAGAAGGCCAUUGCCUUUGUCAAGGACGUUAUCAAUAUCACGCAGUAUGACGAGGACGGCAUGGUGGAAGCUGUGGGGAAGCACAACCCAGUGAGCUUUGCCUUUGAGGUGACGAGUAACUUCAUGCACUACAGGAAAGGAGUGUAUUCCAACCCGCGCUGCGAGCACACCCCGGACAAGGUGAACCACGCCGUGCUGGCCGUGGGCUACGGCGAGGAGGACGGCACUCCUUACUGGAUCGUCAAGAACUCCUGGGGCCGGCUCUGGGGCAUGCAGGGGUACUUCCUGAUUGAACGAGGCAAGAACAUGUGUGGUCUCGCUGCCUGUGCCUCCUACCCCGUUCCUCAGGUGUAGGAGCGCAGCGCAGGCUGGGGACAGGGGACAGGGCUGCAGCCACUGCUGGUGUUCCCAUGUCUGAGUGUGGGAUGAGGGCGGGAUGAGGCACCACGCCUGUGCCGGGAGGUGUGACCUGCUGGAAGCUGUGACUGCAGGCAGGUGUCACCUGCUGGAAGGUGUCACCUGCCUGAAGGUGCGACCUGCUGGAAGCUGUGACUGCUGGAAGCUGUCACCUGCAGGCACGCUGCUUGGCUGGCACACAGCUCCUGCAGCACGACCUGAGCCUGCUCUCUCCAGCCGAACCCACCCACGCGUGCUCCCGGCAGGUUCCCUCCUCCUGCAGGUGUGCCCAGCUGUGCCUCCAUGGGCACCUGCGGGGCAGCAGGGAACCCACACAGGUCCCGAUUCAGGGCGCACAGAGCUCCCCCGGUCCUUCGGGUGGCUUUUUUUGCAAUCACCAGGUGUAAAUUUUAGUGAUUUUUAAAUUUUCUUUGAAGGCACUUUCUCUGUUCUUUAAACGAAGGAUGAGUGAGUGCUGUGAUUUGUACACUUUUAUCAAUUUUCAUGAAAUGUCUGCUAUUUUUUGUAUUAAAACCCAGGCUAUUUUAAUGCACAGAGAAGAAACGUGUGGUUUUUCUUUAACCCAUCAGCAAAGCCGCGAGAACCUCGGUGCCAAUUCUGACCAGGCGCUGGGGA
Hirundo rustica (Barn swallow) is the source of this 1763-nucleotide messenger RNA. RefSeq names its product cathepsin H (gene CTSH). Gene Ontology annotation, biological process: immune response. The transcript is spliced from 12 exons. Lineage: Eukaryota; Metazoa; Chordata; Aves; Passeriformes; Hirundinidae. The coding region runs from base 96 to 1085 and encodes 329 amino acids. Gene Ontology annotation, cellular component: lysosome. Gene Ontology annotation, molecular function: cysteine-type endopeptidase activity. The record is from RefSeq and is a predicted model, not a curated record.